CACGGCGUGGCCCGCGGGGACAGCGGCAAGCACCGCGCUCCGGGACACCCGCGGCACCCCAAACUGUCUGCGCUAGUCUGUCCACCUGCUGCAGGCGCUGAGAGGACGAUGCGCUGGGGGCCCUUUCCGAGUCUCCCAAAGUUCCCUUCAGUCUUUACAGUGGGAAAGGAGGGCCAUUCUGUUUAACAGGAAGACUUUUUAACCCAUACAUCUAAGUUAGAUGACAAUUAACUGCUCAGCCAUGCGCUCCAGUCAGCACGAGGGUCCUUGGAGAGGUGGGGGUGCGGUGCGAGCCGAUGGAGAGGCUCUACGGUGGAUGGCGUGUUCCGGAACCUAUCCCUCGAAUUAGCCGAGUCAGGCAGAGAGGGGGCGGGGAGUGCUUCCGCCCUUGCUAGGAGGGGCUGCAUUGCAGGGGAGACCCAGCGGCAGAUUCUGUCACAGACGAGGGAGAAGGCGUGAGGAGACAAAGCCGUCACAUCCGCGACAGCUUCCUUCAGCCGCCGCCUCCUCUGCAGUCCAGAGCCGACCCCCGAGCCCCUGAGGCAUCCUUUCCGUCUUCGGAACACCCUAGUCAUUCAUUGCUAACAGGGAAUCAUGAGGGACCCUGUGAGUAGCCAGUACAGCUCCUUUCUUUUCUGGAGGAUGCCCAUCCCAGAACUGGAUCUGUCGGAGCUGGAAGGCCUGGGCCUGUCAGAUACACCUACCUACGAGAGCAAGGAUAGCAGCAGCAUUGGCAAAAUGAGCAGGCAAGCAUCUGGGAUGGAGCAGAAGAACCCUGAAGGUGACCCCCUCCUUGAGUACAGCACCUUCAACUUCUGGAGGGCGCCCAUUGCCAGCAUCCACUCUGCCGACCUGGACUUGCUUUAAGGCCGAGAUCUCUCUCCCACCCCGUACCCUCAUUAUCUUCCCUCUUAAGUCCCUUCCUCUCUAAGCCUUCCACUUUAAUCUUGUUCUCUUCCCUCUAUUGUGCUGGUGGUGCUGAUGAAUCUGCCAAUUGAAUUGUAGGUUUGUAUGUAUGUAUGUACUUAUUUAUCUAUCUAUUUAUUUAUUUAUUUAUCUAUCUAUUUAUUUAUUUAUCUGCCUACUCCAUUUCUCUCAAAAGCCCUCUAGGCACAAAGUCAAGGGUUUAAUCAGUGGAGUACUAGAUCAUAGGAUUUCCUCCCGCCAGCCCGGAGAAUAUUAAAUAAUCCCAGAAAAAAAUCACCCUUAUUUGAGGCACCACAGAGAAGUACUUGUGCAAAAUGGGAGAUCAAUUUUUUUUGUUUGUUUGUUACAUUUUAUCAACUUCAAAGAUGACUUGAACCUCCCUAAUGUCCUGCCCCAGGCCAGUAAGCAAACACUGCUUCAAGAAGUAAUGAGAACCUGGAAGUUGGGAGACACUUUCUACAAAACAGGAUUUCUAAAAGGCUAAGAAAUUCUGCUGCUGCUUACAGUGCAGUCUGUUCCCCCAAAACACAGAGGCAGUUACAGGUGGGAAACAAAGGAGUGGGGAUAAGGAAAAUCAUCGCACCGUCUCAGAGAUAGCUCCUUUAAUAUCCAGCUCUGCUUCCAGCUGUGGGUGGAAAUGCUCAGAAAAUCAGAUUUGAGUCUUCACAGGGAAACUUCACUAUGAGGAUAAUUCCUAAAAGACAAAAGACGGAUCUGAUCUAAAGAAAAACCAGAGUGUUAUUAGGAGAAGUUAUAUAAAAUUGUGAUUUCGUCAUGGGACAGGCGGAUGUUUUGGUCCUAAGUAUUUUAGCUUUGCCUUUCUGUAGUUGCAGUAUGUGAUAGGAAUCGGUGAUUCCUGACACAGUUCUUUGGCCACCAUAAGACCGUGAAGUAAGCAGUUACGUUCAGACCCUACCCGUCCCCAUUCCUUCCAAAGCUAUUGCACAUGAAUUGUGGAGCUGUUUAUUCAUUUAUGGAAUAAAGACGUUAAAUCCUAA
Molecule: messenger RNA, 1925 nt
Organism: Mus pahari (shrew mouse)
Lineage: Eukaryota; Metazoa; Chordata; Mammalia; Rodentia; Muridae
Gene: Mllt11
Product: MLLT11 transcription factor 7 cofactor
Exons: 2
Coding region: 595-867 (90 amino acids)
Biological process (GO): positive regulation of mitochondrial depolarization; positive regulation of DNA-templated transcription; positive regulation of release of cytochrome c from mitochondria
Cellular component (GO): cytosol; nucleoplasm
Source: RefSeq, a predicted model, not a curated record